Messenger RNA from Serpula lacrymans var. lacrymans S7.9, 2153 nucleotides. RefSeq lists its product as uncharacterized. NCBI's taxonomy places the organism in Eukaryota, Fungi, Basidiomycota, Agaricomycetes, Boletales, Serpulaceae. Gene Ontology annotation, molecular function: cobalt ion binding; magnesium ion transmembrane transporter activity; cobalt ion transmembrane transporter activity. The coding region runs from base 1 to 1917 and encodes 638 amino acids. Gene Ontology annotation, biological process: transmembrane transport; metal ion transport. The record is from RefSeq and is a predicted model, not a curated record. The transcript is spliced from 11 exons. Gene Ontology annotation, cellular component: membrane.
AUGCCUCGUGAAAAUAGCUUUAGUGACGACGAAGGACGCUCACUUACACCAGACCUGGAAGAAGAAAUGCCUCGCCCGGUGUCACCACAAUACUCAGAACAAGAAAAAUCCACGUCUGCAGCGUCCCAAGCAUACCCGACUGUACUGACCAGAGAAGCAGACCAAGCCAGGGGCAGCUCAUCCUCAAUCCACGCAGAGCCAGAAAAAAGCCGUCCGUCCCAGUCUUCUCGUCGUCCGACUGGAAUGUUUGCCUACAAUACCCCCAAAGAAAGGUUUCGCGCCUGUGUCAGAAAAAUCAUUCAAAUGCAUCGCACAUCAACCAUGUUUGUUCGAUAUGGUGCAGGAGCUGAGCCUGGAGUCGACCCUCGUCGACAAUCUGCGUAUCUCCACUAUGGUCAUAUCAGGGAGAACUGUGUAAUCGAGAUGGCGGAAUAUUCUAGCGUUCGCACUUCGUUUGGGCGCAUGACAAACAAGGAAUUCAUAGACUUGCUGGGCGACCCCAUUGCUUGCCAGAGAGAAUCUUGGGUCAAGGUGAGGUGGAUAAACAUAGGUGGAAUUAGUUGGGAUGUCAUGAGCGCGUUAGCCUUGAAGUUUGAUUUGCAUCCCCUCGCACUUGAAGACGUCCUCCAUCAGCGAGGUCACAGUCGCUCAAAGAGUGACUACUACACGCAACACCUUUUCAUCCGCGUUCUCUCUCAUACUCUAGGAGGUGACGAUGAAGAUAACACCUCAAAAUUCAUUCCAGAAGAGGUAGCAGCAGGAAUUCCACGCGCAUCCUCACCAGCACCUAUGACCUCGUCCGAGUAUGAACGCGGCAAACUUGUUAGCGACAGCGACAUAGGUGGACCUCUGGACGAGGAGCACACUUUUAUUGGUAGCGCGUCUGCGUCUGGUGCUUGGGCAGGGGUCAAGUCGAACAGAGGUCGGGUGUCCAGGAGACGUCGAUUUCCGUUCAGCAGGGUGGAUGUUGAAGCACCACCCGAGGAGAAACCUCUCAUCCCUUCGGACUUGAUGUCUCGCAAGGAAUCUGCAUCUCGACGUAGGCGUGAAAAAGCUCAAAAGUCAUUAGAAAAACUCAAGAAGGGCGAGCGUGUCAAUGUCAAGGUUCAGCCUAUGUUUAUCUUCCUUCUUCGUAACGGCACAGUCAUUUCCAUUCACCCUCAGCGGAACCUCGAUGUAGCAGCACCUAUAAUGUCACGUCUUCGGCAACCCGAUACAACGCUUAGGACAUCAGCCGACGCGUCCCUCCUCGUACAAAGCUUGCUUGAUCUCGUUGUCGAUUCAGCUCUGGAAGUUGUCGAUACAUUCCACGAGAAAAUAUUGAGUCUCGAACAUGAUGUACUGCUCAGACCCAACAUGAAAGUUGUGCGACAUUUACAUAUCCUUUCCGGUGACCUCAAGCUUCUGAAACGAACCAUGGAGCCCAUCAAGACCGUAAUUUAUGGUCUCAGGCGAUACGAUGUCGACCGAUGCGCUGCUCUCGUGGAGCACACGCCCUCAAAUCCCAAGGCUGCCGAGGUGGUUGGUUUCAUGAGUCACAAGUCAAAAAUCUAUCUCGCUGAUGUACACGACCAUAUGGAGUACAUGUUGUCUAGUCUGGAUAUGUUCGCAGGUAUCGCCGAAAACUUGAUUGAUUAUACCUUCAAUAUGGCGUCCUACGAAAUGAACGAAGUCAUGCGGCGUUUAACAAUGGCCACAAUUAUCUUCCUCCCACUGACAUUGUUAACUGGUUACUUUGGAAUGAAUUUCGACAGCAUGUGGUCUCUCCGCCACACCGAUCUACUCUUCUGGGAGAUUGCCCUCCCUGUAAUGGCCAUCGUUGUACCCAUCUUCGUGUGGCCUGACAUCCGCCGAAUGGCUCAUUAUGCUAAGAAAAGGUUUACUGCGAGACAGACGGUCAAGGUACGCCUCGACUGAGCUGGGUGCUCUCGCGGGAGCCAACUAACACCAUACUCGGUGACCCUCGCAGGCUCUAAAACGAGCAUGAGGUUCAGGAGAUAACACAUUCAUUUUGCAAACAUACGCUAUUCGCCUUGUCCACCUAUUUCUUUGCAGCACUUGUUUCUGGGCCCUACUGAUGCGUUUAUAGGGAUUUUUUGGGUUUGAAGAACUGUUUUCGCUCGCUACGUCCACUCGCUUUCUUGUUUUCUUGA